CACCAUCUGGCUUUCCUCACGUUAACAUCAUCUUUCAAAUCAAUUUCCCUCUAGUCUUCCACCUAAGUCGACUCCCUUUAGCCGUCACUGAGUCACUUAACAACAGAACCAGGAACCGACGGGCCAGUCCAGCAACUCAGAAGACAGAAGACAAAAGCCAGGGAAAUUAAAAAAUCGCUAGAAAAAUUAUCAGCCGAAGAAUAUCCCACGAAAAAUUGUUCAAGUGAUCUCAGAAAAUAUAAAUUAAUCAGCAGACAUGAACGUUGACGAGUUUCGUGUCCGUGGAAAGGAGAUGGUUGAGUACAUAUGUGAUUUUAUGAGCAAUAUACAUAAUCGCAGAGUGACACCGGAUGUUGGACCAGGGUAUUUAAGGCCGAUGUUACCCGCGGAAGCUCCUCACCAGGGUGAACGAUGGGAGGACAUAAUGAGUGAUGUUGAAUCCAAGAUAAUGCCUGGAAUAACACACUGGCAGCAUCCACGUUUCCACGCAUAUUUUCCAGCGGGCAAUUCAUUUCCUUCUAUUUUGGGGGACAUGCUGUCGGAUGCUAUCGGAUGCAUCGGAUUCUCAUGGGCGGCGAGUCCAGCGUGCACAGAACUGGAGACAAUUGUCUGCGAUUGGUUCGGAAAGGCAAUGGGUCUUCCAAACGAUUUUCUCUACUUCAGCAACGGGAGCAGAGGUGGAGGUGUUAUACAGGGCUCAGCCUCAGAGAGUGUUCUCGUCUGUAUGUUGGCAGCGAGAGCACAAGCUAUCGCAAGAUUAAAGGAAUUACCGGCAAAUGCACACUUGGAUGAAACAGCCCUUCUGGGCAAGCUCAUGGCUUAUUGCAGCCGAGAGUCACACAGUUGUGUUGAAAAAGACGCUAUGAUUUGUUUCGUCAAGCUGAGAAUCCUGGAGCCCGAUGAAAAGAGUGUUCUCAGGGGUGACACACUCCGAGAUGCCAUUGAAGCGGAUGUUGCUGAGGGAAGGGUCCCCUUCUUCGUUUCCACAACAUUCGGCACUACUGCCUGUUGCUCAUUCGAUAAUCUCAGCGAGAUUGGCCCCGUUUGCAAAAAAUACCCUGGGAUUUGGCUCCAUAUCGACGCGGCCUAUGCCGGCAAUUCAUUUAUCUGUCCUGAGUUGAAGCACCUCAUGGCAGGCAUUGAAUAUGCAGAUUCCUUCAAUACAAAUACGAACAAGUUCCUCCUAACCAACUUCGACUGCUCUUGUUUGUGGGUCAGGGAUCGAUUCAAGUUAACAAGUGCACUCGUAGUUGAUCCUCUGUACCUCCAACAUACUCAUGCGGAUACGGCCAUUGAUUAUAGGCACUGGAGUAUUCCACUGAGUCGAAGAUUUAGAUCCUUAAAACUUUGGUUCGUCAUGAGGAGCUACGGAAUCGCCGGUCUACAGGAGUACAUACGAAACCACUGCAAAUUAGCCAAACACUUCGAAUCUCUAGUGAGGAAGGACUCGAGAUUUGAAAUUUGCAAUGAUGUUGUGCUAGGAUUGGUUUGUUUCCGAGCUCAAGGAACUGAUAAGCUCAAUCAGAAACUACUGAGUGCCAUAAACGAUUCUGGCAGAAUUCACAUGGUUCCUGCCAAUGUUAAUCAUCGAUAUACUAUUAGAUUCGCUCUUGCGGCGCCAAAUGCCACCGUCGAAGAUGUGGAAAUUGCUUGGACCGUAAUCACGGAUAUUCUCUCGGAAAUGCUGGAGUCUAAAGAUGUUAUGGACGAGCUGGCUGACAUCCGGGAGAAAAAGAGGAAGGCGACCCUCGAACAGAGGAGAUCAUUCUUCGUUCGCAUGGUUUCUGAUCCCGCGAUUCAGCCCGGAUUCACUAAAACCCCGAAUCAGUCGUCAAAAUUGGAGACUCAAGUCACUAUCGGAGGAAUUGGCUCCAAUCCCCCGCCCACACGUUCCUGGAUCUCUUGGCCACUGGCAUAUCUCCUGUCCAAGGAAUCUGCAGAUACUAGUGAAUUGUCCCUCAGCUUAUUGGAUUUUUUAAGGUUUCGCCAUUUGGAUACGAUGGUACGCUUGAAAGCCGGUACAGGAAGCCGUCGUGGGAGUAGCAACGGAUGUAGUCCCGAGCCAUCGCCAUCGGUAUCACCCUCUCGCGCUAGAUCACCCAACGGAAGAGCAUAAAAUAAAUCAAUGUAUUUGCUUGACUAAUCGAUGAAAGUAAUUCGUUUCCUGAUCAAAGUUGAAAGUAUUAAAAAAAUUAUCA
This is a messenger RNA of Diachasmimorpha longicaudata, 2198 nucleotides long. RefSeq names its product aromatic-L-amino-acid decarboxylase-like. Lineage: Eukaryota; Metazoa; Arthropoda; Insecta; Hymenoptera; Braconidae. The transcript has 11 exons. Gene Ontology annotation, biological process: amino acid metabolic process. The record is from RefSeq and is a predicted model, not a curated record. Gene Ontology annotation, molecular function: pyridoxal phosphate binding; carboxy-lyase activity. Bases 257 to 2116 code for a protein of 619 amino acids. Gene Ontology annotation, cellular component: cytoplasm.